Dermatophagoides farinae (American house dust mite) is the source of this 2020-nucleotide messenger RNA. RefSeq names its product TLC domain-containing protein 2. NCBI's taxonomy places the organism in Eukaryota, Metazoa, Arthropoda, Arachnida, Sarcoptiformes, Pyroglyphidae. Gene Ontology annotation, biological process: membrane assembly; regulation of membrane lipid distribution; plasma membrane organization. The record is from RefSeq and is a predicted model, not a curated record. Gene Ontology annotation, cellular component: plasma membrane.
GGUGCACAUAUUCACAAACACAGACACACACAAAGAUACACAUGACAAACUAAACUAAGCCAUGAAUCGUAAGGCGGGCGUCAUGAUAUACCCAAACAAGAACUGAACUGAACCAAAUUAUAAACGACUACACACACACAGAAAGCGAGAAAGAAACAUGCAAGUUAGGUUUUCAUCAUUACUAUGUGAAGAAGAGUAGAAUAUGAAUGUAAACGGAAUAGAGAAUGGUUCCGAAUAAAUGAAUGAGAAUCCGGCAAAUAUUCAUCAUGUUAGUGAUGAUCUAGUUUUAAUGAUAAUGAACAUUAAAGGAAUUUCCAUUAUACCUGAUCAAAGAAUUUUUUUUUUUUUGUUUGUUUGUUUGUACAUUGCUGACCAUUGGUGAAAAAAAAAUUAUUCAAUUUAUAAUAUGUAAUUCUAUUUCAACUUUUGAUAACAGUACAUACAUUUCAAUUAUCUGUUUCUCCAUCGAAUAACAUCAUCGUUCAUCGUUUUCUUUGUGUAAUAUAUUUGAUGAUUUAAUUUAAUUUUGUUUAUAUCAUUCUUAUCAUCAUUUUUAUCGUAUUUAUUUUGUGUGUGUGUAUGUGUGUUGUUCUACUUUCAAUAGUUAUAAUUACGAUGAUGAUAAUGAUUAUGAUUGUCAUUACAUGAUGAUUUUGCAUUCAAUAAUUGUCAUUGGUUUAGAAUUUGUGUUUUUUUUUUUUUUUUAUUGUAUUAGUUUGUGUUGUAUAAUACCAAGUAGACAAUAUUUAACUCAUUAAAAAAAUGAAUGGAUGAUAUAAACAAAAAUAAAAAAAAAUCAUUUACUCUAUGUAAAAACGAUUUAUUCCCAUCACGUCUGUCAAAAUCGAAAUCUUCUUUCUCAUCAUUCAAUUCGAUUUUUUUUGGUUGUUGCUGCUAAUAGAAUGAUGUGAACAUUUUUGAAUGAAACUAAUUUUGAUCUGGAUUAUGUGCAUCAUCCAUUCGUUUUUGUUGGUGAUUAAAUAUUAAAAUCAUAAGCAUAAUAAUGUGCAUGGUGAAUUGGAUGAUCAAUCAUUCAAAUCGAUAAUAAUGGCAAAUACAUUGAUUGGACAAGAAUCAUCACAAAUUCUCAUUACAAUUGGUCUUUCGUUUACAUUAUUUAAUCUAUUAAAUAAUUUUUUCGGCCAAUUUGAUUGGUGGUUUCUUGGAACUAAACAAAAGAAAAAAAUAAAUUUUCGUGAUUUUUCCCGAAAAAAACCUAAUGAUCUUUAUGAAAGAUGGAAAUGGCGAAAUAUACUAGUCUCAUUGAUUCAUUCAACGAUAUCCGGUUUAUUCACAUUCUAUUUAACAUAUGACCAUUUCAUUUCACCGAAUGAUGAUAUCCGAUUAACGAAUAACCAACAGCAUUUAAAAUUGCAUCGAUUAUCCAUUUGUUUUUCAAUCGGUUAUUUUAUUUAUGAUACAAUGUUAUCAUUAUCAAAAUUGGGCAAAUAUCCUGAUCGGAUAGAGAUAAUUUUACAUCAUGUGAUAACCAUGAUAACAUUGAUUAUCGUUAUCAUUCCACAUUAUUCUGACACUAAAAUAAAUCCAUUUCAACGAUUUUUACCAUUCUGUUUGUUUGGUCUCAUUAUUGAAUUGAGCAACAUAUUUAUUCAUAUACGUUCGAUUGGAAAAAUAUCUGAAUUCUGGUCACAUUAUCCAAACAUUUUCAAUCGACUCAACAGUUUAUGUGCCAUAGUUUCCAUUGUCCUAUUUCGUUUCUAUCCACUUGCAAAGAUUUGGGCCGAUAUUUAUAGAAAUUAUUAUUUAAAAUCUCACUAUAUUGUCACCAUUUGGGGAUUCAUAGCGAUUUCAUUGCUAAUGUUAUCAUUUAUGUUUAUAAGCAUUGUGAUACUAUGGCGUAUUAUACAGGAAGAUUUCCUACUGUUAUCCACUACUUCCGAUAAAUCAUUGAUUAUUGAACGAAACGAAAUAACCGAUACUCAACAAUUGACAAAUAAUAAUUUAAAACAAAUUAAAAAACAGCAAUAGUUUUUUUAUAGAUGCAAAAUAAAAAACACUU